GAUCUCGCCACGAACGAUGACACACGUCAUGAACGCUGGCUUCUUCCAGAAGUUUCUUCCCGGCGAUUCUCUGCUGCUGCUCCCUUGCGGCCCGUUACAGCAAACUCGCUGUUCGAACACGCCGCCUGACGUCGGGCGGUUGAAUUUCGGUGACAUUUGUCUCCUCGUCUUUGGCGCGCGACAGAAAAGUCGUCGACGUGUUCCGAGUCAAACCGGCUAACACCUUUACCUCUUGCUAGCGAGCGAGGGGGGAAGCUAGGCGUCGUUAGCCGCAUGCUGGAGGCUUGCUGAUGUGGGAAGAGGAUCCAUCUGGAAUGUUCUUUUUUUUGAAGAAGUGACCGGUCAGUAGGGAUGGGUAAAGAUUAUUACAAAGUGCUGGGGAUAGCCAAGGGUGCCACGGAAGAUGAAAUCAAGAAGGCGUACAGAAAGCAGGCCCUCCGCUACCAUCCCGACAAGAACAAGUCUGCAGGGGCCGAGGACAAAUUUAAGGAGAUCGCAGAAGCCUACGACGUCCUCAGUGAUGCGAAGAAGAAGGAUAUUUACGAUCGAUAUGGCGAAGAAGGCCUGAAGGGUCCAGCUGGAGGCGGGGGUGGAGGUCACAGCGGCGCCACCUACAGCUACACCUUCCAUGGAGACCCUCAUGCCAUGUUCGCCGAAUUCUUUGGCGGCCGCAGCCCGUUCGAUCACUUCUUCGCGCAGAACGGCGACGACAACAACAUGGACGUCAACGACCCCUUUGCCGCCUUCAGCAUGGGAGGCAUGGGUGGCAUGGGCAACUUCCACCGGCCCUUUAAACCCCACACGGGCGGCGCCCGCGGGAAGAAGAAGGACCCGCCCGUGGUGCACGAGCUAAAGGUGAGCCUGGAGGAGGUGUUCUCGGGCUGCACCAAAAAGAUGAAGAUCUCCCGCAAAAGACUGAACCCGGACGGCCGCACCGUGCGCUGCGAGGACAAGAUUCUGUCCGUGGACAUCAAGCGCGGCUGGAAAGAGGGGACCAAAAUCACCUUCCCUCGGGAGGGAGACGAGACCCCCACCAACAUUCCCGCGGACGUGGUGUUUGUGGUCAAAGACAAACCUCAUCCCGUGUUCAGGAGGGAGGGCUCUGAUAUUAUUUAUCCUGCAAAAAUAUCACUUCGAGAUGCUCUGUGCGGCUGCUCGGUCAGCGCCCCCACGCUGGACGGCCGCACCAUCACCGUGUCCUCCAGAGACGUGGUGAAGCCGGGCAUGAAGAAGCGCAUCGUGGGGGAAGGCCUGCCCCUGUCCAAGCGUCCCGACAAGAGGGGCGACAUGAUCUUGGACUUUACGGUCAAAUUCCCUGACAAACUGGGACAAAACACCCGCGACGCACUCAGGCAGGUUCUCCCGCCAUGAUGCGGGGACGCAACAACUCCCAACACUUCCAACGCCGUUCUUCAGGGUGCUUAACUUUAUUAUUAUGGUUUUUUUAAAGCCUCAUUUGACUUACAACACCUAAAAACUGACAGAAUCAAAGAUUUGAGUAUUUAUUGUUAGCUGGAUUCUAUCAAUGGACUAAAAGGUGUUUUGUUUUUGUACGAGUGAACCAACACUGAAACAUUGAAGCUGUUUACUUCAGUUUGUUUUUUUUUACUAUCAUUAGUUCAAGACAAACACUGAGCCAAAUAAGAGUUAGGGCCUACCAAGUAUCAGGGCCACACUGAAACAGAAAAACAACAUCAUCAAUUGUUUUUAGAGAGGAAAAAGUCCAAAUAUUACGAUCUAAAGUCAUCAUUUUAGGGGGGAAAUCGUCUAAAUAUUAUUAAUCUAAUGAUGUAACUUCAUGAGAAAAGGUUUUAAUAAUACCCCAAGAAGGGGUCAUUUUACAAGAAUAAUUUUGUAGGAAAACAUUCUAAUUAUAUAAUAAACCUAAAGUUCUCAUUUUAUGACCAAAAGUGGUCUAAAUAUGAAUACAAACAGCGUGUUUCAUCACAAAAAACAGUCAAAAUAUUGGUACUAUUAUUUGUCGGAAACAAAUAAUAAUAAUAAAGCAUCCUCUAAUGACAAUACACGAAAAUACAUUAUGUAAAAAUAUGACAAAAGAACUACUUUUUUUUUUUAUGAUAGAACUUCGUAAUUAUAAUAACUUGACAGAACUAUUAUAAUUAUAAAGUUCAAGACAAACACUGAGCCAAAUAAGAGUUAGGGCCUACCAAGUAUCAGGGCCACACUGAAACAGAAAAACAACAUCAUCAAUUGUUUUUAGAGAGGAAAAAGUCCAAAUAUUACCAUCUAAAGUCAUCAUUUUAGGGGGGAAAUCGUCUAAAUAUUAUUAAUCUAAUGAUGUAACUUCAUGAGAAAAGGUUUUAAUAAUACCCCAAGAAGGGGUCAUUUUACAAGAAUCAUUUUGUAGGAAAACAUUCUAAUUAUAUAAUAAACCUAAAGUUCUCAUUUUAUGACCAAAAGUGGUCUAAAUAUGAAUACAAACAGUGUGUUUCAUCACAAAAAACAGUCAAAAUAUUGGGACUAUUAUUUGUCGGAAACAAAUAAUAAUAAUAAAGCAUCCUCUAAUGACAAUACACGAAAAUACAUUAUGUAAAAAUAUGACAAAAUAACUACUUUUUUUUUUUCAUGUUAGAACUUCGUAAUUAUAAUAACUUGACAGAACUAUUAUAAUUAUAAAGUUCAAGACAAACACUGAGCCAAAUAAGAGUUAGGGCCUACCAAGUAUCGGCCACACUGAAACAGAAAAACAACAUCAUCGAUUGUUUUUAGAGAGGAAAAAGUCCAAAUAUUACGAUCUAAAGUCAUCAUUUUAGGGGGGAAAUCGUCUAAAUAUUAUUAAUCUAAUGAUGUAACUUCAUGAGAAAAGGUUUUAAUAAUACCCCAAGAAGGGGGUCAUUUUACAAGAAUAAUUUUGUAGGAAAAUAUUCUAAUUAUAUAAUAAACCUAAAGUUCUCAUUUUAUGACCAAAAGUGGUCUAAAUAUUAAUAGAAACAGUGUGUUUCAUCACAAAAAACAGUCAAAAUAUUGGGACUAUUAUUUGUCGGAAACAAAUAAUAAUAAUAAAGCAUCCUCUAAUGCCAAUACACGAAAAUACAUUAUGUAAAAAUAUGACAAAAUAACUACUUUUUUUUUUAAUGUUAGAACUUCGUAAUUAUAAUAACUUGACAGAACUAUUAUAAUUAUAAAGUUCAAGACAAACACUGAGCCAAAUAAGAGUUAGGGCCUACCAAGUAUCAGGGCCACACUGAAACAGAAAAACAACAUCAUCAAUUGUUUUUAGAGAGGAAAAAGUCCAAAUAUUACGAUCUAAAGUCAUCAUUUUAGGGGUGAAAUCGUCUAAAUAUUAUUAAUCUAAUGAUGUAACUUCAUGAGAAAAGGUUUUAAUAAUACCCCAAGAAGGGGUCAUUUUACAAGAAUCAUUUUGUAGGAAAACAUUUUAGUUAUAUAAUAAACCUAAAGUUCUCAUUUUAUGACCAAAAGUGGUCUAAAUAUGAAUACAAACAGUGUGUUUCAUCACAAAAAACAGUCAAAAUAUUGGGACUAUUAUUUGUCGGAAACAAAUAAUAAUAAUAAAGCAUCCUCUAAUGCCAAUACACGAAAAUACAUUAUGUAAAAAUAUGACAAAAGAACUACUUUUUUUUUUUAUAUUAGAACUUCGUAAUUAUAAUAACUUGACAGAACUAUUAUAAUUAUAAAGUUCAAGACAAACACUGAGCCAAAUAAGAGUUAGGGCCUACCAAGUAUCAGGGCCACACUGAAACAGAAAAACAACAUCAUCAAUUGUUUUUAGAGAGGAAAAAGUCCAAAUAUUACGAUCUAAAGUCAUCAUUUUAGGGGUGAAAUCGUCUAAAUAUUAUUAAUCUAAUGAUGUAACUUCAUGAGAAAAGGUUUUAAUAAUACCCCAAGAAGGGGUCAUUUUACAAGAAUCAUUUUGUAGGAAAACAUUCUAGUUAUAUAAUAAACCUAAAGUUCUCAUUUUAUGACCAAAAGUGGUCUAAAUAUGAAUACAAACAGUGUGUUUCAUCACAAAAAACAGUCAAAAUAUUGGGACUAUUAUUUGUCGGAAACAAAUAAUAAUAAUAAAGCAUCCUCUAAUGCCAAUACACGAAAAUACAUUAUGUAAAAAUAUGACAAAAGAACUACUUUUUUUUUUUAUAUUAGAACUUCAUAAUUAUAAUAACUUGACAGAACUAUUAUAAUUAUAAAGUUCAAGACAAACACUGAGCCAGAUAAGAGUUAGGGCCUACCAAGUAUCAGGGCCACACUGAAACAGAAAAACAACAUCAUCAAUUGUUUUUAGAGAGGAAAAAGUCCAAAUAUUACGAUCUAAAGUCAUCAUUUUAGGGGUGAAAUCGUCUAAAUAUUAUUAAUCUAAUGAUGUAACUUCAUGAGAAAAGGUUUUAAUAAUACCCCAAGAAGGGGUCAUUUUACAAGAAUAAUUUUGUAGGAAAACAUUCUCAUUAUAUAAUAAACCUAAAGUUCUCAUUUUAUGACCAAAAGUGGUCUAAAUAUUAAUAGAAACAGUGUGUUUCAUCACAAAAAACUGUCAAAAUAUUGGGAUUAUUAUUUGUAGAAAACAAAUAAUAAUAAAGCAUCCUCUAAUGCCAAUACACGAAAAUACAUGUAAAAAUAUGACAAAAUAACUACUUUUUUUUCUACAUAUUAGAACUUCGUAAUUAUAAUAACUUGACAGAACUAUUAGAAUUAUAAAGUUCUAAUAUUAAAACAACUACCGUAUUUUCCGCACCAUAAGGCGCCCUGGGUUAUAAGCCGCGCCUUCAAUGAACGGCAUAUUUCAAAACUUUGUCCACCUAUAAGACGCCCGUGUUAUAAGCCGCAUCUAACUGCGCUAAAGGAAUGUCAAAAAAACAGUCAGAUAGGUCACUCAAACUUUAAUAAUAUAUUAAAAACCAGCGUGAUGUGGGCGCGCAUGGAGUCGUAUAUCAACAUGGACGGAGCUGCGUGAAAAAAGCCACCCGGCCUCUUCGCGUAAACUUACCUUAACCACUCGCUCAUCUUUUCUUCAUCCAUCCAUCCCUUCGAGUUAGCUUUUAUGAUGACGCCGGCUGGAAAGGUCUCUUUUGGCAAGGUCUUCCUUUUGAAUAUCACCAUGGGUGGAAGUUUCUGGCCAUUAGCAUGGCAAGCUAGAACCA
This is a messenger RNA of Nerophis lumbriciformis (worm pipefish), 5114 nucleotides long. It is a transcript of the gene dnajb1a, whose product is annotated as DnaJ heat shock protein family (Hsp40) member B1a. Gene Ontology annotation, biological process: negative regulation of transcription by RNA polymerase II. NCBI's taxonomy places the organism in Eukaryota, Metazoa, Chordata, Actinopteri, Syngnathiformes, Syngnathidae. Gene Ontology annotation, cellular component: cytosol. Gene Ontology annotation, molecular function: transcription corepressor activity; Hsp70 protein binding. The record is from RefSeq and is a predicted model, not a curated record.